This is a messenger RNA of Saccostrea echinata, 1581 nucleotides long. Its product is annotated as DNA excision repair protein ERCC-8-like. Gene Ontology annotation, cellular component: nucleotide-excision repair complex; Cul4A-RING E3 ubiquitin ligase complex. Gene Ontology annotation, biological process: protein polyubiquitination; proteasome-mediated ubiquitin-dependent protein catabolic process; transcription-coupled nucleotide-excision repair. Bases 80 to 1297 code for a protein of 405 amino acids. The record is from RefSeq and is a predicted model, not a curated record. NCBI's taxonomy places the organism in Eukaryota, Metazoa, Mollusca, Bivalvia, Ostreida, Ostreidae. Gene Ontology annotation, molecular function: protein binding. The transcript is spliced from 5 exons.
UAACAUGACAGAUUUGAAGUGUAUGUAUUGCAUAACCCACAGAAACAGUCUUGUGAAAAUUUAGUGAUAAACUAUAGAUAUGUUGAAGUUCCUGAAAGCCAGAGAAAAUGGUAUCGAUGACCCUGUUAUCUUGAGACGUACAGAAUCAACAAAGCGAGCGUACUCAUUAGAACUGAGCAAACACAGGGACGUGGAAUCUGUGUUUUAUGGUGGAAUUAAUUCACUUGAUAUAGAUCCAGUUGAAGCUAGAUAUUUGCUGUCAGGGACAGUUGCUGGAACCAUUCAUAUACAUGAUCUAACAAACCACUCUGGUCAGGUGAAGCACACCACCAAAGCAAUUUGCAACAUCAGUCGCUCUAGUCCAUAUAAACACAAACAUAGUGUGGAAACUGUCCAGUGGUACCCUUUGGACAGUGGAAUGUUUCUUUCAAGUGGAACAGACAAGGCUCUUAAAAUAUGGGACACCAAUAGUAUGAAGCCAGCAGAUGAGUAUGAGUUCAGUGGUAUCGUGUACAGUCAUCACAUGUCUCCUGUAGCUACAUCACACUGUUUAGUGGCUGUGGGGUGUCACAGUUCUACCCUGAAGUUAGUGGACCUGAAGUCUGGAUCUGCAACACACAUGCUCAAGGGCCAUAAAAAGUCAAUCCUGGCAGUAAAAUGGUCAACCAAAAAUGAAUUCCUUCUGGCAUCAGGCAGUGAAGACAACAGGGUACAUUUAUGGGAUAUUAGAAGUUCAAAGGGUUCAUUAAUGAGUCUAGACCAAUUCAAUGGACAGGAAGUUCCAACUUUACUUAGUGCUUGCACGGCACACAGUGGCUAUGUAAAUGGCAUGUCCUUUACAAUGGAUGGACUCUAUUUGGUGACAUCUGGUACAGACAACAGAAUAAGACUAUGGAACAUUGAUACAGGAAGAAACACCUUAGUAAAUUUUGGAAAAAUUCAGAACGAGACAAGAAAAUCCUUACAAUUUGCAGUUUCUUGCUGGUGUAAAUCAGAUUUGAUUUACAUUCCGGAUGAGUACUGUAACAUACAGGUGUACGAGAUGUUUACAGGAAGGAAAAUUGACACACUCCGUGGACAUCUUCAACAGGCCAACUGCUGUGUGUUCCAUCCGGAUUAUCAGGAGUUGUACAGUGGAGGAAACGAUCGUAAUGUCCUGGUAUGGGAGCCGGAAUCAGAUGGAGCUUUUGACAACCAUCUUAAGGAACACAGUUCUAAGAAGCAAACUAACACCAGAAAUUUUGUGAGUAGAAUAGCAGCUACUGCUGAUGCAUGGAGUAGUGAUGAAGAAACUUGAAAGUAGAAAGUAAGAGUAAAAUUGUGAAGAUAUUUCAUAUAAGGCAGCCCCAAGCCUUUGCACAGUAAGAAAUCUAAGUCUUUCCAUGGACAAAAUGGAAUAUAAGAGAAAUUAGAUUCAACAGGAAGACACUGAGCUCAGACAUUUCAGUUGACAAGUUUCCAUUGGACUACGAAGUUCUACAGAGAAUUUUUUUUUUAAUAUUUUUAAAAAUGAAUACUCUGUAACAUCACAAAACUGUUUGUGUAGAUAUUGUUGUGCCAUAUUCAUGAUAUUAAACCAAU